CGCGUCUCUUGUAGCAUUGUUAAAAGCGGAGAGAGAACGAGCGUGUGUUCUGUAGGACAUUGGAGUGCGCCGGCUGGUUAUCUGGUCAAACAUAACACCGGCAGGGUACAUGCCAACCGUGUACCCCCUCAACCGCAGCCUGCAUACAGUUAUUCCAAUUCGUCUAUAUAUUCACCUAUACAUAUCUAUUUACUGAAUCAAUUUGGUGUGUGUCUGACUGGGGACGGGGCUCAGCGAUGCCAGCGAUGAAACACGGCGGCGCGAGGCUCAAUCAGUGAAUUUGACUCUCCGUUUCAUUACUGUAACUAACAGACGGAUUAUUUUGCGGCGUCUUCUGUUAGACAGAAAUCCAGCCUUGGACUUGGGGGUGAAGGGUGAACACAGGGGACCAGCCAUCAUGGCCAAUGCUUCCACCGACCUGGACAACGCAGAGGCCCAGCGGCAGCUGAACAACAACAACCGGCCGGCCAGCGGCACCCGGCCGUGCUGGGACACGGACAGCACCAGCGCCAAGCUGUUUGAGUGCUCCCGGAUCAAGGCCCUCGCAGACGAGAGGGACGCGGUCCAAAAGAAGACCUUCACCAAGUGGGUCAACUCCCACCUGUCCCGCGUCUCCUGCCGCAUCGGGGACCUAUACAACGACCUGCGGGACGGCUACAUGCUCACCAGGCUGCUGGAGGUCCUGUCUGGAGAACUGCUGCCCAGACCCACGAGAGGCCGCAUGCGGAUCCACUGCCUGGAGAACGUGGACAAAGCCCUGCAGUUCCUCAAGGAGCAGAGGGUCCAUCUGGAGAACGUGGGCUCCCACGACAUCGUCGAUGGCAACCACCGUCUCACCCUGGGCCUCAUCUGGACCAUCAUCCUUCGCUUCCAGAUCCAGGUGAUCAGGAUUGAGACGGAAGACAACAGAGAGACACGCUCAGCCAAGGAUGCCCUCCUCCUCUGGUGUCAGAUGAAAACUGCAGGGUACUCAGAGGUCAACAUUCAGAACUUCACCACCUGCUGGAAAGAUGGCCUGGCCUUCAACGCCCUCAUACACAGACACAGGCCUGAUCUCAUCGAGUUCCACAAGCUUACCAAAUCCAACGCCACGCACAACCUCCAACAGGCCUUCAACAUCGCAGAGCAGAACCUGGGGCUCACCAAACUCCUGGACCCCGAAGAUGUGAACACGGAGAACCCGGAUGAGAAGUCCAUCAUUACCUAUGUUGUGUCCUUCUAUCAUUAUUUCUCCAAAAUGAAGGCCCUGGCAGUGGAAGGGAAGAGGAUAGGAAAGGUCUUGGACAACGCCAUCGAGGCGGAGAAGAUCAUCGAGCGCUACGAGGCCCUGGCCUCCGAGCUGCUGGAGUGGAUUGAGAAGACCAUCGGCAUCAUCAGCAACCAGAAGUUCGCCAACUCCCUGACUGGGGUGCAGCAGCAGCUCCAGGCUUUCACCACCUACUGCACCAUUGAGAAGCCCAUCAAGUUCCAGGAGAAGGGGAAUCUGGAGGUCCUCCUCUUCACGAUCCAAAGCAAACUCCGAGCCAACAACCAGAAGCCAUACAUGCCCCAGGAAGGGAAGCUCAUCUCCGACAUUAACAAGGCCUGGGAAAGGCUGGAGAAGGCGGAGCAUGAGAGAGGCGUGGCUCUAAGAACAGAGCUGAUUCGCCAGGAGAAGUUAGAGCUCCUUGCCCAACGCUUCGACCACAAGACGACCAUGAGGCAGGCCUGGCUGAACGAGAACCAGCGGCUCGUGUCUCAGGACAACUUUGGCUACGACCUGCCUGCGGUGGAGGCGGCCAUGAAGAAGCACGAGGCCAUCGAGGCGGACAUCUCCUCGUACGAGGACCGCGUGAACGUGGUGGUGGAGCUGGCUGGGGAGAUGGAGGCCGAGGGGUACUACGACAUCCGACGCAUCUCCGCUCGCAAGGAGAACAUCCUGGGCCAGUGGGGCCUGCUGAAGGAGCUGGUGGUGGCCCGCAAGGCCCGCCUGGAGAAGAACUUGUCCCUGCAGAAGACCUUUCAGGAGAUGGUCUACAUGAUCGACUGGAUGGAGGACAUGCAGGUUCAGCUCCUGUCCAAAGAUUUUGGGAAGCAUCUCCUGGAGGUGGACGACCUCCUCCAGAAGCACAGCCUGCAGGAGGCGGACAUCUCCGUCCAGGCGGAGAGGGUCCAGACUCUCAACACGGCUGCCCUCAAGUUCACUACCAUUGAAGGCUACCAGCCCUGUGACCCCCAGGUGAUCUGUAACCGGGUCAACCACGUCAGCACCUGCCUGGAGGAGCUGAAGCAGCUGGCGGGCAAGCGGCGGACGGAGCUGGAGGAGUCGCGGCAGCUCUGGGCCUUCUUCCAGGAGGUGGAGGAGGCCGAGGCCUGGAUCCGGGAGAAGACCUCCAUCCUGGCCACCCAGACCUUCGGCAAGGACCUGAGCAGCGUGCUGCGGCUCCUGCAGAAGCACAAGACCCUGGCGGGCGAGUUGCUGGCCCGCCGCUCCCUGCUGCAGCAGACCAUGAAGAAGGGCAAGCAGAUCCUCACCCAGAAGUGCUUCGGGACCAGCCACAUCCAGGAGCGCAUCAUGGAGGUGAAGGGCGAGUGGAAGCACCUGGAGGACCAGGCCGGCCAGCGCCUCAGCAACCUGCAGGAGGCGCUCAACUUCUUCCAGUUCAACGUGGAGACGGACGACCUGCUGGCCUGGCUGCAGGACACCUACCGGCUGGUGUCCAGCGAGGACUUUGGGCACGACGAGUACUCGACGCAGUCGCUGCUGAAGAAGCACAGGGGCGUGUGCGAGAGCAUCGAGAAGCACCGGGUGCACGUGGUGGCGCUGCGCAAGCACAUGGUGGGGCUGACGCUGCGCUACCGCGAGCUGGACGAGGUGCAGGCGCGCAUGGCCGAGGCCGAGCAGCUCUACACCGAGGUGGCCGAGGUCUCCGUCCUGCGGCAGCAGUGGCUGCACGACGCGCUGGCCGUCUACCGCAUGUUCAGCGAGGUCAACGCCUGCGAGGUGUGGAUCGACGAGAAGGAGCAGUGGCUGGAGAAGAUGGAGAUCCCCGAAGGGCUGGAGGACGCGGAGGUGGUGGCUCACAGGUUUGAGAGUCUGGACCAGGAGAUGAACAGCCUCAUGGGAAGGAUCCUGGACGUCAAUCAGAUCGUUCAGCAGCUGCUGGACGGGGGCCACCCCAGUUCCACGGAGGUGCGGAGCUGCCAGGACCACCUGAACGGCAGGUGGAACUGCAUAGUUCAGCUGGUGGAGCAGAAGAAGGAUCACCUGGACUCCAUCAUGAGAAUCCAGAACUACCUGCUGGAGUGCAAUGAGAUCAAGUCCCAGAUCCAGGAGAAGCGCAAGGCCAUCGACGCCACGCAGUACGCGGGCAGCGACCUGGGCGGGGUCCUGGCGCUCCAGCGCCGCCUCUCCACCAUGGAGGGGGCGCUGGGGGUGCUGGAGCCCAAACUGCUGCACCUCCAGCAGGAGGCGGAGGAGCUGGCCACGGCCCACCCGGGCCAGGCUGUGGAGGUGCUGGUGCAGUUCGAGGGGAUCAGCGUGGAGUGGGAGGAGCUCCGGCGGACGCUGCAGGGCUGCGAGGACUCGCUGACGGUGGCCGGGCGCCUCCAGCAGUUCAUCCAGGACCUGGACGCCUUCCUGACCUGGCUGGUGCAGACCCAGACGGCCGUGGCCUCCGAGGAGCUGCCCAACGCCCUGGAGGACGCCGAGCGCCUCAUCAACCGCCACGCGGCCCUGAAGGAGGAGAUCGGGCGCUACGAGGAGGACUACGAGCGGCUGCAGGCCAUCAACGAGCUGCUGGAGACGGAGGAGGCGCCGCUGCCCUACAUGGCCCUCCAGCAGUGGCUGCAGAAGCUGGACGUGGGCUGGAACAAGCUGCUGGAGAUGUGGGAGAGCCGCAGGGAGGUGCUGGUGCAGGCGCACAUCUUCCACCUCUUCCUGCGCGACGUCAAGCAGGCCGAGGCCUUCCUCAACAACCAGGAGUCCGCCCUGGCCCAUGUGGAGUUGCCCACUACCGUGGAAACAGUAGAGGGCGCCAUCAAGAAGCACAAGGACUUCACCACCACCAUGGAGAUCAACCUGCACCGCAUCAAGGCCGUCAUCGAGGCAGGGGAAAGCCUCAUCAGCCAGGCUAAUAUCUACUCAGACCGCAUCCAGGAGCGAGUGGACACGCUCGUCAACAGGAGCGCCCAGAACAGAAGCCUGGCUCAGCAGUGGCUCGACAGACUGAAUGACCAGUGGGAGCUGCAGAGGUUCCUGCAGGACUGCCAUGAGCUGGGCGACUGGGUGGCGGAGAAGAUGCUCAUGGCUCAGGACAGCUCCCGGGACGAGGGGCAGAAGCUGCAUAAGAAGUGGCUGAAGCACCAGGCCUUCAUGGCCGAGCUGGCGCAGAACAAAGAGUGGCUGGACAAGAUCGAGAAGGAGGGCCAGCAGCUGAUCCAGGAGAAGCCGGAGCUGAGCUCUGUGGUGCGGCAGAAGCUGGGGGAGAUUCGGGAAUGCUGGAUGGACCUGGAGAGCACCACCCAGGCCAAGGCCCGACAGCUCUUCCAGGCCAACAGGGCGGACCUGCUGGUGCAGAGCUACACCAGCCUGGACCAGCAGCUGUCCCAGCUGGAGGACCAGCUCUCCACUGUGGACCAUGGCCAGGACCUGGCCAGCGUUAACAAGCAACUGAAGAAGCUCCAGACCAUGGAGUCCCAGAUGGAGGUGUGGUACAAGGAGGUGGGCGAGCUGCAGGCCCAGGCAGCCUCCAUCCCCCAGCAGGGCCUGGUGCGGGAGGCCGUGGGGGAGAGGCAGGCCGUGGUGGAGACGCGCAUCGUGCGCCUCAUCGAGCCGCUCAAGGAGAGGCGCCGCAUCCUGCUCGCCUCCAAGGAGGUGCACCAGGUCAGCCGCGACCUGGAGGACGAAAUCUUGUGGGUGCAGGAGCGCCUCCCCAUCGCCACCACCAGGGAGUACGGGAGCACCCUGCAGGAAGUGCAGCAGCUGAUGAAGAAGAACCAGAGUUUGCAGCGUGAGCUGCAGGGCCACCGGGCGCGGGUGGAGGACGUGCUGGAGCGGGCGGGGCUGAUCGCGUCCAUCCGCAGCCCGGAGGCGGACUGCGUGCGGGGGGGCCUGGAGCAGCUGCGGCAUCUGUGGGAGGCGCUGCGGGCGGAGACGGAGCAGCGGCAGCUGGUGCUGGACGCCAUGUACCAGGCGCAGCAGUACUACUUCGACGUGGCCGAGGUGGAGGCCUGGCUCAGCGAGCAGGAGCUGCACAUGAUGAACGAGGAGAGAGGCAAGGAUGAGCCCAGCACCCUUCAACUGCUGAAGAAGCACCUGGUGCUGGAGCAGACGAUUGAAGACUACGCAGAGACGAUAGGCCUCCUCUCCCAGCAGUGCCGGCAGCUACUGGAGAUGGGCCACCCAGACAGCGAGCAGAUCAGUAAGAGGCAGUCGCAGAUCGACCGGCUCUACGUGUCGCUGAAGGACCUGGUGGAGGAGUGCAAGUCCAGGCUGGAGCAGCAGUACUGGCUCUACCAGCUCAACCGGGAGGUGGACGAGCUGGAGCAGUGGAUUGCCGAGCGCGAGGUGGUGGCCAGCUCCCCCGAGCUGGGGCAGGACUACGAGCACGUCACGAUUUUGCAGGAGAAGUUCACGGAGUUCGCCUCGGACACGGGGUCCGUGGGCCAGGAGCGGGUGACGGCGGUUAACCAGAUGGUGGACGAGCUCAUCGACUACGGGCACGCGGACGCGGCCACCAUCGCCGAGUGGAAGGACGGGGUGAACGAGGCCUGGGCGGACCUGAUGGAGCUCAUGGAGACGCGGGCGCAGAUGCUGGCCGCUUCGCACCAGCUCCACAAGUUCUUCUCCGACUGCCGGGAGGUCCUGGCGCAGAUUGACGACAAGCAGCGGAGGCUGCCGGAGGUGCAGGCACGCCAGGGGAGCAUGGCCAACACCAGCACCCUGCACAGGCUCAUGCACACCUUCGAGCAGGACAUCCAGCUGCUGGUCACACAGGUGAGGCAGCUGCAGGAGAGCGCCGCCCAGCUGCGGACGGUCUACGCCGGCGAGAAGGCCGAGGCCAUCGCCACCAAGGAGCAGGAAGUGAUGCAUAACUGGAAGGACCUGCUGAGUUCCUGCGAGGAGUGCCGGGUGCAGAUCACCACGGUAACAGACAAGCUGCGCUUCUUUGGCAUCGUGCGCGACCUGAUCAUGUGGAUGGAGAGCAUCAUCUGCCAGAUCGGGACCGGGGAGAAGCCCAGAGACGUGUCCUCCGUGGAGGUGCUGAUGAACUACCACCAGAGCCUGAAGAGCGAGAUCGAGGCGCGCAGCCGCAGCCUGUUCCAGUGUGUGGAGCUGGGCAAGACCCUGCUGGCCGCCCGCAACCCCGCGGCCGAGGAGAUAAAAGACAAGCUGGACAGGGUCAUAGCCAAGCAGAAGGAGCUUACCCAGAAAUGGGACCGGCACUGGGAGGAGCUACAGCACAUGCUGGAGGUGCACCAGUUUGCCCAGGAGGCUGUGGUGGCGGAGGCCUGGCUCACGGCCCAGGAGCCACUCAUCAGCAGCAAAGAGCUGGGCGCCAGCGUGGACGAGGUGGAGCAGCUGAUCCGCCGGCACGAGGCCUUCCGCAAGGCCGCCGCCACGUGGGAGGAGCGCUUCAGCUCCCUGCGCCGGCUCACUAGUGUGGAGAAGUUGAAGGCCGAGCAGAGCAAGCUCCCUCCGACGCCGCUGUUGGGGCGGAAGGUGUUUUUGGACCCUCAGGAGACGUCCCCCGCCCGGAGCACCGCCUCCUCCCUGCUGCGGCAGACCAUCUACGAGCAGCCCGAGCCCGCUAUGGAGAAGCACCUCCUGGAGCCGCCCUCAUCGUCCGUGUCCAGGAGGCUGGGCUCCAUGGUCGCCAACUACACGCCCGUCAUGAACGGCUCCAGCUACCGCGGCCUGGAGGCGCGAGCGGGCGGGGCCGGGGUGGGGGCCAUGGUCGGAAGCGGGGUGGGGGCCGCGGUCAGGAGCGGGAUGGGGGCCGCGGUCGAGAGCGGGGUGGGGGCCACAGUGGGGGCCGUGGUGGGGAGCGGCGUGACAGCUUUGGAGGCGAAGGUGGCCUACGUGAGACAGGACCUGAAGCCUGAACGCCUGCAGCCCAAGAUUGACCACAUCCACGAGGCGGUGCGCCCCCUGCUGGAGAUGGAGAGGGAGCGGGACAGAGACAGAGAGAGGGACAGAGGGAGGGAGAGGGAGAGGGAGGGAGAGAGAGACAGAGGGAGGGAGAGGGAGGGAGAGAGAGACAGAGGGAGGGAGAGGGAGAGGGAGAGGGAGGUGGUGGCCCCGCCGGCGGUGGUGGUAGCCGAGGUGGUGACCAGGGACCGGGAUCUGCUGAACGGCGAGCCGCCGCAGGGCCGCCGGGGCAGCCGCUCGGACCCGCGCGGGAGCCGCUCGGACCCGCAGAUGGACCACUACCGGCGGCUGGAGCGGGACGCGUCCAGCGAGCUGGAGAUCCAGGCCCGGCGGGACGAGCUGCCGCAGGAGGUGUGGCGGGAGCGGCGCGAGCGGCGGCUGGAGCGCCAGACCUCCAGCGAGCAGGAGGGCCCCGCCCUCGAGAGCCGGCGGAGAGAGCGCCACCGGCUGGACCGGCAGGAGUCCAGCGAGCAGGAGACCGCCCGGGAGCAGUCCGACAAGCGGUCCGGCGGCGGGGAGAAGAGGUCCACCAUGGCGGAAAUCGUGGAGCAGCUGCAGGAGAGAGAGGCUGCGCAGGUGAGUGUGGGGUAUCAGCGCAGGUGAGUGUGGGGUAGCAGCGCAGGUGAGUGUGGGGUAUCAGCGCAGGUAAAUGUGGGGUAGCAGCG
Anguilla rostrata (American eel) is the source of this 7797-nucleotide messenger RNA. RefSeq names its product spectrin beta chain, non-erythrocytic 4-like. NCBI's taxonomy places the organism in Eukaryota, Metazoa, Chordata, Actinopteri, Anguilliformes, Anguillidae. The transcript is spliced from 33 exons. Gene Ontology annotation, cellular component: cell projection; cell junction; cortical actin cytoskeleton. Bases 398 to 7735 code for a protein of 2445 amino acids. Gene Ontology annotation, molecular function: structural constituent of cytoskeleton; actin filament binding. Gene Ontology annotation, biological process: actin cytoskeleton organization. The record is from RefSeq and is a predicted model, not a curated record.